This is a messenger RNA of Alternaria atra, 1581 nucleotides long. RefSeq lists its product as uncharacterized. The record is from RefSeq and is a predicted model, not a curated record. Bases 1 to 1581 code for a protein of 526 amino acids. NCBI's taxonomy places the organism in Eukaryota, Fungi, Ascomycota, Dothideomycetes, Pleosporales, Pleosporaceae. The transcript has 4 exons.
AUGUCCACAUUCUCCUUGGCACCAGCAGCGUGUCACAACUACACCACAACAAGUCCGAUCCUGGAGAUUGAGUGCACCGUCAGCGUUGGCCCGGGAGUCCAGUGCAGCGCAUCUCGAAAUGGUUUCAUCACAAUACAAACGAAGACCGAAUCAAUCACCAUCUUGUUACAACGAAUCAUCAACAAGAAGAGGAUUACAGUUAAGCCUGUCGACCAACAGCCUGUUCAAACAGUGGCAUCUUCUUCUGGAAGUAGUACAAGUCAAGCAAAAUUUUGGUUUGCAGGAAACAACGACCCAGACAAUACGCCCCAAGACGAGGUCGACGACGGACCAGAUGAUCUUCUCAGCAGCGACGAUGAAGAAACACCAGGAUUUGCAGGUGAAGUUGCGGGAAAAGCAGACAAUGGGGCAGAGAAUUUAUUCAGAGGGAAGAAUCAUGCAGGUCUUGAUGAGCAUGAAGACAGGGAAGGCGAUAUCGAUGCGAUCAACAGUGAUGGUUCCAACAACAAAAGAUCCGGGCAAAAGAAACAGAAAAAGCCGACUUCGGACGAAGAAUUGACGAAAAUUUGUCAGACACUCGCAUCGAAGACCUUGAAGAAAUGGAAGUUAAAGCAACACAAGGAAAAGAAGAGUUUAGAAGCAUUGCUUUCUAAUUGGCCUACUUUUUUCGGCCAUACCAGUUAUGCAUCCCUUGGGCAAUGGUCAUAUCGAGCUCUCGACACUUCAGAAAAAUUUGGGGGCCUCCAGCGACCUUUCCAUAAAAUGGGCCUCGCUAAUUGGUGGAAUGGAUGCUUAAAACGGAGGACUUCGGAAAACACUACCACUCGUGUUAAGGCACGAAUGGUUUCAGCCUUAGAGCCAGACUUUGAGAAGCUCGACUCGAAAGAGAAGGAGGCAAAGCGAAAACAAAUCGACAGAUACGUACUUCAGGGCGAGAUUAUUUCCCUGAUGUUCACUCGAGCCCCUGGUUUAGUUAUCACAGUCUCUGAUCUCAUUACAACAUCUGAGUACCAUGAUUUGUGGAGCAACAGACAUCGGUCCCCUGUUUCUGGUUUCAAUUGGAUAAAUGAGGAAUUAAUUCAGGACUCAGAGUUGUACUCAGAGUCAGUACAGAGCAUAUUCAGUCUCAUGCAUCAGCACUUCACGUUCAUCAGCAAUGACCCCGAACCAAAAGUCAGUCCGCCAAUCAGGCGAAUCUGGAACGACUGUCACAUCAUCCUGCCAUCGAGGACGCCUAGCUCGAAAGAGCUCGUACCCUCCUACCAAACCUCUCUAUGCGAUCAACAGUCGUUUGUCGACUCUAUCGAAGAAAGUACAAACGCCACCAAACGACGGAAGACCUCAAGACAUGCCACAUCCCAGAUUCAGGCAAAGCUAGGUACGAUUCAGAUGUCAGAAUACCUCCUCUUGCAGUUUGGGGCUUGCCCUGGCCUCUUCGUAGAAAACCAAGCUCUCGAUGUUACAAUUGCUGCAAACGUUCUUCAGUCACUCCAACAUGGCAACCGAGGCUACACGGGGUUGCUGCCAGUUCACUGCUGGACUACCAACUGCAACCCUGCCACGCCGCCUCAAGUAUCUUAG